Molecule: messenger RNA, 2480 nt
Organism: Carlito syrichta (Philippine tarsier)
Lineage: Eukaryota; Metazoa; Chordata; Mammalia; Primates; Tarsiidae
Product: regulator of nonsense transcripts 3A-like
Biological process (GO): positive regulation of translation; nuclear-transcribed mRNA catabolic process, nonsense-mediated decay
Cellular component (GO): cytoplasm; nucleolus
Molecular function (GO): telomeric repeat DNA binding
Source: RefSeq, a predicted model, not a curated record
GAAAAAGCGUUCCAGAAUGAUUUUGGCAGCUGGACUAGGCGCUAGCAUCGUCUUUAUCCUCAUCUCUACUCAAGAGCAUACAUUAAUUUCAGAAACCCUGAUGACAUCCUUCCUUUUAGAGAGCGUUUUGAUGGUUGUGUCUUCAUGGACAAUAAAGGCCUGGAGUAUCCCGCCGUGGUGGAGUUUGCUCCGUUCCAGAAGACAGCCAAGAAGAAGCUAAGGAAAAAAGAUGCCAAGACUGGAAGCAUUGAAGAUGAUCCAGAAUAUAAGAAGUUUUUAGAGACUUACUCUGUGGAGGAAGAGAAAGCCAGUGCCAGCCCCGAAACUCUUCUGGGAGAGAUAGAGGCAAACACACGAGAACUCAUUGCCAGAAGAACCACACCUCUUUUGGAAUAUAUUAAAAAUAGAAAAUUAGAAAAGCAGAGAAUUCGGGAAGAAAAGCGCGAAGAACGAAGGAGGCGGGAGCUAGAAAAGAAGCGCCUGCGGGAGGAGGAAAAAAGAAAGAGACGAGACGAAGAGAGAUGCAAAAGGAAAGAGGCAGAUAAGCAGAAGAAAACUUCCGAGAAAGAAGUAAGGAUCAAGGUCCUUAAGAAGCCAGAAAAGGGAGAGGAACCAACUACAGAGAAACCUAAAGAAAAAGGAGAGGAAACUGAUAGCGGAGCCAGGCCCUUGGGAAGCUCUCUGGAGCAGCUCAAGGAGAAGCCACUCAACGACAGCGACCAAGAGCGCAGGGACAUGGAAAGGCGAGGGAAAGAACUCAAAGCACAAAGACACCGGGGUGACGGCAGGAAGCACAGAGCCAGUGAACUUGACAGAUUUCCAAGAAGGAAUGAAGAUGAGCUGAAAUGGGGGAAGGGAUCGCUCAGGACCCAGGACGGAGGGGAGAAGGGGAGCCAGGAUGGUAGGAGCCCUGGGGAGGCCUCGGAAAGACCAGGAAGAGAGCAGGAGUAUGAUGAUGGCCCAGCACCCAGGAAGGAGCGACUGGGAAACAAGGGUUUAUUGAGCCCCCAAAGAAAAAUCCACCUGGCAACCUUGAGCCAGAGUGCGCCAGGGACAGCCAUGGGUCUUUUUAAAGGGAGCUGUUCCCGGGACCACUUGGGCUUCAGUGGCCUUUCCAUCUUAGCAGAGGGCACGGUCCAGGUGUUCGACAGCCGCAGUGGGAGGACACAGGUCCCAGGGCCCGGCUGGGCCUGCCCGCCCUUCUCUUGCUGCCAGGCUCGGACCCAGGCAGAUAAGCGAAGCCCCCUGGCGGUCACCUGCGGGGGCUUACACAAGGUGCAGGGGCAGGCGAAGGCGAACUGGCAAGUUCUGGGGAAAGACAGUGGGUGGGUCGUGCCGAUGCGAGUCACCCUCCCAGCCGACCAGCCGGCCUUGCAGCUGUACCCGUCAGGAGCUCGCCUGCGGGCACGGGAGUGUGGCGGAAGACCCUCUGCCGAGGGCCGUGGCAGGAGGAACAGCGAGGCAGAAGAUGCGGCGGGGGCCGUCCCCGAAAAGGGGGAGGAGGCGCCGCGAGGCACUGUGCCCCCGCGUGCGUGAUGUGGUGAGUGCCCACCUAGCCUUCCGUGGCCGAGAAGGGCCUCCCAGAAACGUGUAAAUUAGCUUGAGUAUAAUCUGAAAGGUGAAUCAACCCCAACAAGGAAACUAGUAGCUAGAAAUACAUGGCAUGGUGUAGAAACAUCUGGAAAACAUUCUUAAGAAAGAAUUUAUCUUUUUUUAUAUUGAGCGCUAUUUUCAUAGCUCUUGCCACUUCUAGUACAAACUAGUAUCUUUAUCAUUUAGCCAAAACAGAAAAUGUUUUCCAUCGAAAAAGAGAAAAAUAUGAAUAAAAUAGGGAAUAGAAUUAGUAUGGCUCCAUGUGAAGUCUGAAGCACCCUGAGCAUGUUGUACAAAUAGCACACACUUUGGGCUUUUCACAUCUAUAAGCUGAUGAUCUGUCCGCAUCUGUGUUUCACGUGCUCCUCGCUGGUCUUCUGAGUCGGAGUGUCAAGGAGAGAGCAUUCUUGUCCCAUUGCACCUCUGUGGUCCAGCCUCAUCUGCAGUCUGCUGUGUUCCAGUCCCUCUGGUUGGAAUCUUCACACGCAUAAAACCCAGCAGCUUGAAUUACUGCUCUUUCAACAGUUUGACCAGUGGCUGGGUGACAGUGGUUUCACAGUCUUUGGAUGGAUGUGCUCCUGGUUUACAGCCCUUAUGGCUUAAGGAGAUUUGCCAAGAUAACAGAAGGAUUACUCAGGAAACAGAUGAUCUAGGUACAGUCUUUUUAGGCACUUUAUUCUUAAAUAAUUUACAGUAGCUUUUUGAAACUAUGCAUUCUACAGUGUUUCUUCUUUCAGUGAAAUUUUCUAAUGUUACGUAUUUUUAAACAUUGUAUGGUUUGAAUUAUUUGUUAAGUAAAAUAUCAUUGCUGUGGAUUUUAAGUCUUAAAGUUAUAGUACUUUUCCUACAUAGAAUUUUACAUAAUAAAAUAAUUGCUUAAGAAAAUG